AUGGCACCUACACGUUCUAGCCUGAGCAAAGAUGAUGCGGAGUCGAAAGUUGUCUUGGAGAAUCUGGAACAUGUGUCCCAGGAGGAGCAGCUGCUUUCGCUGUUUCCAGUGCUCCAAGAUAAGACUCCGGAGGAGCUGGAGAGAUUGAACAAGGCUGUGGUAAAGAAGUUGGAUUGGUGCUUUCUGCCUUGUGUGACUAUGAUGCUUCUGAUGAGCUACCUUGAUCGUAUCAAUGUUUCCAACGCCCGCCUGGCAGGUAUGCAAGACGACCUACACAUGACCGAUACCGUCUGGUCUGCCGGCAUCUCGCUCUUCUACGUUGGCUAUAUCAUCUCCCAAGUUCCUGCCAACGUGCUCAUCGCCAAAGGCAAACCAAGCAUCAUCUUCCCAUCCAUUAUGUUGGCCUGGUCGGCUGUGACGAUCUGUAUGCCGGCUCUUUCGUCCGGUUGGGGAUUCUGUCUCUGUCGAUUCCUCGUCGGUCUCGCCGAGGGUCCGUUCAUUCCUGCUGUGUCGCUACUCACCUCGUCCUGGUAUACGCGUGAAGAGUCGCCAUUACGAAUGGGGAUCUGGCACGCGGGAAACACGAUCUCCAACGCGUUCUCCGGUCUGCUUGCCGCCGGCAUUCUUACCAACAUGGAUGGUAUCGCGGGUCUUCGUGCCUGGCAAUGGUUUAUCCUGUUGGAGGGUAUCGUCAGUAUUAUCGUGGGAGUGCUGGCCUAUGGCUUCAUCCCCAAUUUCCCCGACAACACCGGCAGUCACUGGUUCAAUGAGGAGGAGGCCGCGAUGGCACAGUAUCGUCAGGUUCUCUCCGCCGGUGGCGUCCGCGAAAAUGACGAAGGUAGUCACUGGGGCGGAGUGCUUCUGGCCAUCAAGGACCCGUUUACGUGGUUCUUCUCGGCAAUUCAUUUCUCACUGAUCAUUGCGCAGUCGUUCAAGGAUUUCUUCCCUUCGAUCGUCGGAACCCUGAACUUCUCCCAGGUCGUGACGUACCUUGUGCAGGCUCCACCAUAUUUCAUUGCCUACAUUGCGACCCUAGUCAUAUCAUGGUCCUCAGGUAGAAUGCUAGACCAUUGCUGGCAUAUCGUGGCACCGGUGGUGGUCGCUCUCGUCGGCGCCGUGCUCAUGAUCGCAACGUUGAACCCUGGCGCGCGAUACUUUGGGCUGGUAUUGCUAUGCACGGGGCCUUAUGUUGGAUUGAAUAUUCAAAUCGCCUGGGAAACCACCGUCGUCCCCCGUCCCCGAACAAAACGUGCCGCGCUAAUCGCCAUAGCCAAUUGCGUCUCCUCCGUCUCGCACUGGUUCACGCCCUACUUUUUCCUUCGGUCGCAGGAGCCUCGAUACGAGACAGGUGGGGGCAUUAUUAUUGCGGGAUGUGGGCUGGCGAUUAUCUCGGCCGUGGUGACUCGGUGGUGGUGCGUAAGGAAGAACAAACAAUUGGAUGAGGCGGAGGCGGAGAGUGGGAAUGUGACGGAGUGGAGGUUUGCUACUUGA
This is a messenger RNA of Aspergillus melleus, 1491 nucleotides long. RefSeq lists its product as uncharacterized. Gene Ontology annotation, molecular function: transmembrane transporter activity. Gene Ontology annotation, biological process: transmembrane transport. The record is from RefSeq and is a predicted model, not a curated record. NCBI's taxonomy places the organism in Eukaryota, Fungi, Ascomycota, Eurotiomycetes, Eurotiales, Aspergillaceae. Gene Ontology annotation, cellular component: membrane. The transcript has 4 exons. The coding region runs from base 1 to 1491 and encodes 496 amino acids.